Messenger RNA from Mucor velutinosus, 2097 nucleotides. RefSeq lists its product as uncharacterized. The coding region runs from base 1 to 2097 and encodes 698 amino acids. The transcript has 4 exons. The record is from RefSeq and is a predicted model, not a curated record. Gene Ontology annotation, cellular component: peroxisome. Gene Ontology annotation, biological process: lipid homeostasis; fatty acid beta-oxidation using acyl-CoA oxidase. NCBI's taxonomy places the organism in Eukaryota, Fungi, Mucoromycota, Mucoromycetes, Mucorales, Mucoraceae. Gene Ontology annotation, molecular function: FAD binding; acyl-CoA oxidase activity; fatty acid binding.
AUGACCUUUGAUAACAACGUUGCUACCAAGUUUCCUAAGCUUGCGCCCAAGGGCCCUUCUGGUGAACUCUUUUUGGCUAACGAAAGAGCAAAGGGCACUUUUGACGUCAAUGAGCUCGCUAAAUUCAUGUACACUGAAGAGUGGUUGCAAAAGAUGCACAAGGUACUCGAAGUGAUGGAGUCCGAACCUGCUUUUGAUAAAACCAACCGCUAUUAUAUGAGCCGCAAAGACAAAAUCUCCUCUUCCUUAUGGAAAGAUAAGCGUCUUAUAGAGGUUGCAAAGGAGCAAAACUGGGAUGAAACAGAUACUCAAAUUGCCAACUUUUUGUUUGAUCAAUCCAGUCCUUUUACCCUUCAUUACAACAUGUUUAUUCCCACUUUGAGAAAUCAAACCACUGAUGAACAAAAGAAACUCUUCUUGGAACCUGCAUUGAAGCACCGUAUCAUUGGUUGUUAUGCCCAAACUGAGCUUGGUCAUGGAUCCAAUGUUCAGGGCCUUGAAACCACUGCCACUUACAUUCCUGAAACCAACGAAUUCGAACUUCAUUCUCCUACCUUGACUUCUGCCAAGUGGUGGAUUGGUGGUCUUGGUAAGGCUGCCAACCAUGCUAUUGUCAUGGCUCGUUUGAUUACAGACGGUAAGGAUUUGGGGCCUCAUCCCUUCUGUGUCCAAAUUCGUAGCUUAGAAGAUCACACUCCUCUUCCUGGUAUCACUGUGGGCGAUAUUGGACCCAAGUUUGGUUUCAACACUGUUGACAAUGGUUUCAUCAUGUUUGAUCAUUACCGUAUUCCUCAUGUCGCCUUCUUGGCCAAGUAUUCUCAAGUCAAGGCUGGCACUGGUGAAUACUCCAAGCCUCCUAAUGCCAAGUUGUCUUACGGCACCAUGGUCUUUGUUCGUGCCAACAUUGUGUUGGGCGUCCGCUACGCUCUUGCCAAGGCUACCACCAUUGCCAUUCGUUAUUCCGCUGUUCGUCAACAAUUUGUCGAUGCUGCCAACCCUAGAAAGUGGGAUAACAAGGUCAUUGAGACACCUGUUCUCGACUAUACCAUGCAACAAUACCGCCUUUUGCCUGCUGUCGCUGCUGCCUACGCUUGUUUCUUCACUGGCCGUGAAAUGAUGCGUCUUUACAACUUGAAUCAAGAAGCUAUGCAACAAGGCAACUAUUCCCUCUUGGCCGAUCUCCACGCCAGUUCCUCUGGUCUCAAGAGUUUGACUACCACCAUGGCCAUUGAUGCUAUUGAGGAUUGCAGACGUGCCUGUGGUGGUCAUGGCUACAGUAUGUUCUCUGGUUUGGGUCAAUUCUAUCAAGAUUAUCUCCCCAAUGUCACUUGGGAAGGCGAUAAUUACAUCCUUACUCAACAAACUGCUCGUUACUUGCUCAAGACUUUCCGUAAUGUUGUUGCUGGCAAGGCUGAGCCCUCUGAAUACAACCAAACUAUCACCUACUUGACUCAGUUCUUGGAGAACCCCAAGGCCAAGUGUCCCGCUACAAAGCCUGAAGACUUCUUGAACCCUGAAAUGAUUCUGUCUGCUUUUGGUUUCCGCGCUGCUUUUGGCAUCGCUCAAGUUGCUGAGCAAAUUGAUCGUCAUGGCCGUUCUUGGAACUCCAUGUUGGUUGAAAUCAGUCGUAUUUCCAAGGCUCACAGUCAGUUCAUGUUGAUCCGUAACUUUAUUGUUACUCUCCAAAACGACGAACAACUGACCAAGCCCGAAAACCGCUCCAUGGUCAAGGUCCUUCGUUUGCUUGCUUCUCUCUUUGCCCUUCACACUAUGGAGAAGGAGCUGUCUGAAUUCCUUGUCUCUGGAUAUUUGAGCGCUGAUCAAUCCGCCAUGUUGAAGGAACAAGUGAUUGCCCUUUUGGAACAGAUCCGCCCUGAGGCUGUUUCCUUAGUCGAUGCUUUUGCUUUGCCUGAUUACUUUUUACACUCUGCUUUGGGUCGUUAUGACGGCAAGGUCUAUGAGUCUAUGACUGAAAUGGCUGAAAGAGAGCCAUUGAACCACACUUUGGUUGUUGAUGGUUACGAUGAGUGUAUCAAGCCCUUCGUGGUCAAGGGAACAAAGAAAUUGGAAGGCUCCACUCAACCUGCCAAGCUGUAA